This is a messenger RNA of Gymnodraco acuticeps, 3910 nucleotides long. It is a transcript of the gene ubald2, whose product is annotated as UBA-like domain containing 2. Bases 132 to 650 code for a protein of 172 amino acids. NCBI's taxonomy places the organism in Eukaryota, Metazoa, Chordata, Actinopteri, Perciformes, Bathydraconidae. The transcript has 3 exons. The record is from RefSeq and is a predicted model, not a curated record. Gene Ontology annotation, molecular function: protein binding.
GGGCUGCGGCGGACAGACAGACAGGGAGCACCGGGGUUUGAAAGCUUCACAGGCGUCGACCAAGCUCAGAUUUGAUUCAUUUUGUCUUACUUUUGAUUUUUAGGCAACUGCGUGUUGCGAAGAAAGCGGUCAUGUCGGUGAAUAUGGACGAACUCAGACAUCAAGUUAUGAUCAACCAGUUUGUUUUGACGGCUGGAUGCGCCGCGGAUCAGGCGAAGCAGCUCCUCCAGGCGGCCCACUGGCAGUUCGAGACGGCCUUAAGCUCCUUCUUCCAGGAGGCCAACAUCCCCACUCACCACCACCAGAUGAUGUGUACUCCCAGGAACACGCCCGCCACGCCACCCAACUUCCCGGACGCCAUCACCAUGUUCUCCAAGCUGCGUGCGUCUGAUUGCGGCCCCGGGUCCGGCAGCGGUUCCUCCAUGGCGUGCUCCCCACCGACCCCCUCCUCCGGCUACGGUUCCUUCUGGGCGUCCUCGCCGCCCAGCCACCAGCCCGCCUGGCUGCCCCCAUCGUCGCCAACAGGCCCCCACCUGCACCACCACUUCCACCACCACCACCUGCAACAGACUCCCAUGUGGCCCCCUGGAGCCCAGCCCAGCGCCGCCCCACAGCCCCCGGUCGUGUCCGCGCUGCACGGCCAGAGAUGAGACUGAACGGGGAGGAUGGGGGCUGGUCAAGGAGCCAAAUGUAUGGGGAGGGUGGAAUGAGAGGAAAUGGAAAAAGACAAAAAUACUGUUUUCCUGUCUCGUUUUUCUAAACCGAAGACUUCCUCUCGGUCUUCAUCACACGCCGAGGAAACGAACGUUCUUUUUCAUCCGGGAUGCAAAUCGAGCCCAGGACCCAGCAGAGCGCUCCGAGGAUAGCAGCCAUGUGAUCUCAUUUUUUUAUCUUUUAAAAACUCUUCUUCUUCUUCAGAUGGUUCGGAAAUAUCUGGCAAUAACCAGCAGAAAACAGACGGGAUUCUAGACGUUUCCUUUACAGCUAUGAAACUGCUCACAGAGAUGCAUCUACAGAUGUCCUUUACCUGAGUCACACCAGAUUUAGCACAGGAAUAAAACCUGCUAAUCUUUGACUUUUUUUUUUUUUAAAGAAACAACGACCUGGAGGACAAAAUCUUCUUUCUGCUGCAUAUUAAGAAAGAUGUUUCCUUAACUUUCAUCCUUUGUCGCGGUUUCCUGAUCCAAACAAAGAUGUUGCUUUAUUUCUACGACGUGUAAACAAAAUAGAAAAUUGUAAUGAUCAGUUUGAUAGAGCCUCUGUUCCAACUAUGUAACUAGAAUGCAAUUUAUAUUUCAGUGUUUUUCUUUUAUUGUGAAAAUAUCCAGGAGCUUACUUUCCGAAUUUAAAAUGGAAACAAACUAAAACAGAGUGGUAGUGACUAAUUUAGAAAAAUAAUCGCCAACUAUUUUGAUAAAUAGUUUAAGUGAUUUUUCAUGCAAAACUGUCAGAAAAUACUGUUUUCAGCCUCUUAAAUAUGUAGAUUUGCUGAUUUACUGUUUUAUAUCAUAAUAAAAUAAAUAUCUUUGGGUUUUUGGACAAAGCAAGACAUAUAUUUGGACUUUGAGAAACUGGUAUGUACAUUUGUUCACAUUAUUUAACAUUUUAUAGACGGAUAAAUGAAUGAAUCCAGAAGAUAAGAUUUUUUCUGGGUCGCUAUAAACAGAAACAUAAAAGCAAUAUUAGGUAAUUUGGGAAAUCAUAAUUACUGUCAUUAUUUAACAUAUUAAGUGAACCACACUACGUACUGUUGAGGUCAGGUUAUGCAUUGGCUUCCAAUCGGAAUCUUUUUACAUUUGAAUACACAACUUAAUGUGUCUUGUGUAGUAAAAACAGAUAACGGACCUAUUUCUGACUACCUGGAUCCUUAAUAUCUAUGUUUGGGAUAAACAAUCUUUUAUGUUGCAGCAGACAGAAUAUUAUUGAAUCCAGAUGGACAAGAGCGUGGAAGGUUUCAGUAAAUCCCUUCAGAGACAGGAAGUGAUGUCAUGUUGAGUUUAAUGGUUAAAACGACAGUAGGGAAUAACCUUUUGUAAGUGCAAAUAUGAUCGGUGAGUUAAGUAGAGCGGCAACGAUUUAAAUAUUUUUAGAUCUGCCACAUUUAUAAAGUAUUUUUUCUCAGAAUAAUUUCAGACCUCCUGUCAUGGGAGAGGGCUCAGAUCCAUUUCCUGUUUAGUGGUUAUGAGGCACUUUUGUACCACAGCAUAAUAUGGCCAUUGUAGGUAAAAAACAAAUAAAGGAUGGGAAAUGGGUAAUGUUUUAAGAAAUAAUCUGGAUUUCAGAGAUUAAAACCUUAUAUUCACAAGAUCAAAAAAUGAUCACAAAUUAAGGAAACCUUGCCAUGAUUAUUAAAGCAUUAAUUUGCGAGAAAAAACAAAAGUAUAAAGCUCAGAUUAAAGGCAUUAUUUUACAUUCUUUACAUUCUCAGAGAAUGUUAGUUUUGGCAUACAUUUCUUUUUGAAAAUUAUUUAAUCGUAUAUUCACAACUUUAAUCUUUGAUCAUUUCUGACUUUUGUUUACUUGAGAAUUAGGGAUUUUGUUAGUCUAUUUAUAAAUCUUUUUCUUGGAAAGGACGUUUUUUUAAUAAUACAUUUUUUUUUCUAAUCGCUUUUCUGUAAUCAUUUUUCAUAAUUUUCCCAUUUUAAUGAGAAUAUCGAGAGAAAAAAAAAUGUAUCAAGUGAAUUUACCACUUUAAUCUCAUAAGUAUUUUUACGGAGUAUCACCCUCCUUCCCUGGUUAUGUCUUUUUGUUUGUUUACCUACAAUGGCUCUAAUGGACAGUUUUGUAAAUAAAACCUUCAACUGAACGUUUUCUGUCACGCUGAUGAUAUAAAUAAUCUGAUUUUGGAAUAUUUUUGUCCGGUGAGCUGCCUGCCUGUCUGCGGGGGCAUUUAGAGGCCAACUCAGUGAUUUUCCACACAACCUUUGUGAUGCUCAAACACUCCUACCUCUGUGUGGAUGUGAGGCCCCUGAGCUCUGCCUGUACCCUCCGGUGCAGACGGGAUCAGAGAGUUGAAACACGUUCAAACUGCUGCCGCUGCGGAAGAAGAGCUUCACAGCAGGCUAAACCCGGGAUUUGUUAGCUGGCUCCCUCACACAGGAUCCCACGUAUGUCACAGAAAAUCACCGGGAGAAUAGUGAAACGUUUAAAAAAACCUUCACUCCACAAGAAAGAGGAAGCAGGAAUCAGGGAAGGACAGGAUGCAGAGAAAGAUGUCAAAACGGACUUUGUUGUUCACAGCUUCACACAGACAAUCAACCUUCCUCUGUUUUCUGUAAGAUUUCUGUUGGGUUCCUUUGUGGGGGGAGGGCUUCACUUUUAAAGCUGUUACAUCCCUUCAAAUUCAACAACCUGAUAAGAUUAUAUUUCAAAUCUGAUACAGAAAUGAAAAUCCACCCUGAUGUGUUUUACUCCUCUGGGCUGUUUGUCCUGUCAGUCUUUCUCUCUUCUUCUAUCCUCAUAAAAGGGAGUUUUUUGUAGGUGAUGGAGGAUUUUUCCUGCAAAUCAAAGGAGUUGAGAGGAAUGCCGGAUGUGUCAAAUGUGACUGAGGAGUUUUUUGUGAGAGGACUAGUCGUCUAAUUUAGUUUUUGAUGGAACGAGUUGCAGGUUGCGGAGGUGUUUGUGCCGACGGGGAGGAAUUUGUCGGAGCUUCCUGCAGGGUUCAGGCUUAUUAUGGAUCAUUUAAAAACGGUAAUCAAUGUAAUCCUGAUACAGUAUGUCCCAACCACCCUGACGUUUUGAUUGUUUACCUCAUCUUAAACUUUUAUUUUGCUCUUACCAGGUUUUCUUUCUCAGAAAUUCACUGUUCUAAUCCACGGCUCUUUUAUAGAGAUUUCUCUCGAGUACUUUCUGUUCAUUUCCUCUGUUUAAAUGUGUAUUUAUAUGUUUAAUAAAAACAAGGUAUGAUUUA